UGCAUUAAUUAAAAUAAUUAUUUUUAUUCAAGAGAAAGUUGAAAAAAUGUCAACAUUUCUUGGAUUUAUUGAUGAAAUUCCUGGUAUUUCUAUUGACUGCUUUGAUGAAGAAAAUUUAAAUUCAUCUGUGUUUUUCUUAAGUCAUUGUCAUUAUGAUCAUAUGAAGGGACUAGAUUAUAAAUUUUUUAAUUAUUUAAUGAAAACAAAUAAAUUUCUUUAUUGUAGUCAUAUAAGUAGAUUAAUUUUAAAACAUACUUUUAAUUUAAGUAGUGAUUUAAAUAAAUAUGUGAAAAUAUUAUCAUUAAAUGAUUCAAUAAUUAUAAAUUAUAAAUAUGAUAAUAUUCAUCAUUCAUUAAAAGUAUCUAGUAUUUCAUCUGGGCAUUGCCCAGGAUCAAUUAUGUUUUUAUAUAAUUUGAAAGAUAAAAGAAUCUUAUAUACAGGUGAUUUUAGGAUUAAUAUAGAAGAUUUUUCAAACUUAAAAUCUUUACAUUAUAUUUAUAACACAGAAUUUAUUCCAUUAAAUAUCGAUACAAUUUACAUAGAUACAACAUUUUUUAAUGUAGACUAUAAUUUUUUUCCAAGUAGAUUUAGUAGUAUGAAAGAACUAUAUAUAACUGUAAAAGAUUGGAUAGAAAAAGAUCCAAAAAACGUUGUUUUAUUAGAAAUAUCUGCGUUAUAUGGCAGUGAGUUUAUUUAUAUUGAAUUAUCAAAAAUUUUGCAUAAAAAAAUUCAUGUUCAAGAUCAGGCUUAUAAGAUUUAUAAGCAAAUGGAAAUAUUAACUAAUUGUGUUACUGAUGUUAGUGAAAGCACGCCCAUUCAUGCAUGUAUUAAUAAAAAUAGUUGGAAAAACACACUUAAAUUAAAAUGCAGAUCUAAUAUUAAUCAAAAGCAUAUUUUAACUAUCGUUCUUUCAGCUAAGAAAUGGAUUGAUAAGAAUACAUCUUGCAUUAUUGAAUGGGAUAACAUAAGAAAACAGACAAAAAAUUUAUGUUAUUCGACACAUGCUUCUUAUAGUGAACUAAAGGCUUUUCUAGUAUAUUUCAAGCCACAACAAGUUAUUGCUUGUGUUUGCGAUAAAAAUGAUCGAAAAAAAAUCUAUGACUUAUUGUCAUCAAUUAUACAAAUAAUUAAAAGUGGUGAAGUUUAUAAUAACAGAAUGAAACUAGAUGUUUUAAAAUAUAAAUUAUGUACAUAUGAUUUGAAACCUGCUAUAAUCACUGACUAA
This is a messenger RNA of Ceratosolen solmsi marchali, 1225 nucleotides long. RefSeq names its product DNA cross-link repair protein snm1 (gene Snm1). The record is from RefSeq and is a predicted model, not a curated record. Gene Ontology annotation, biological process: telomere maintenance; interstrand cross-link repair; double-strand break repair via nonhomologous end joining. Bases 47 to 1225 code for a protein of 392 amino acids. Lineage: Eukaryota; Metazoa; Arthropoda; Insecta; Hymenoptera; Agaonidae. Gene Ontology annotation, molecular function: 5'-3' DNA exonuclease activity; damaged DNA binding. The transcript has 2 exons.